Molecule: messenger RNA, 1512 nt
Organism: Penicillium griseofulvum
Lineage: Eukaryota; Fungi; Ascomycota; Eurotiomycetes; Eurotiales; Aspergillaceae
Product: arylsulfotransferase family protein
Exons: 3
Coding region: 1-1512 (503 amino acids)
Source: RefSeq, a predicted model, not a curated record
AUGGCUUCCCUAAAACAAACUAUCCUAGCUGCCUUAGCAACAAGCUCCUUACCCCAAACAAGCACUGACAACUACUACCGCUCAAGACCUGACCUCGUACCACCUCAAUUAAACAUCACCGUCCCAGCUACAAACUCUAAUGGCUCCGAAUACAUCUUCAUUGCCCCUUACUCUAUGGGCGGGACUCUCGAACGACCUGGUCCAUACAUCUACCGCAAAGACGGCGACUUAAUCUGGGCCGGCACAGGGUACUACGCCGGGUUCGUGGCUAAUUUCCAUCCUACCACGUACCAGGGGAAACCUGUUCUCCAGGCAUUUCAGGGAAACAUGAAUAAUUUCCCCGGUGAAGGGUUUGGCCAGCAUGUUCUGUUAGACCAGAGUUAUCAGCACGUUGUUACGUCGACUGCCAGUAACCAUCGCGUUUCGUCCAUUCACGAGUUCAACGUUAUCCGGGGGGAGACAGCUUUGAUUGAGGUCUUUCAUACAACUCCGGCGAAUUUGUCGGUCUAUGGUGGGAAUUCUUCGCAACAGUGGCUGGGGAAUGGAAUAUUUCAAGAAAAUGAUAUUGCCACAGGAGAGUUGAUCUUUGAGUGGAAUGCUUUGGAACACGUUGAGCCGUCUGAAAGCCAAGUGGCACUAGGUUCCAGAACUUCGAAUAGUGGAUUAUCUUCCGCUGAGGCAUGGGAUUACUUCCAUAUCAACAGCCUCGAUAAAAAUGAAGAAGGUGACUACCUGCUCUCGUCCCGACACACGAGCACAAUAUUCAAGAUCAACGGCACAGACGGCUCAAUCAUCUGGCGGCUCGGCGGCAAGUAUCCCAGCUUUUCACAAAUCGGCAACUGGACUUUCGGAUUCCAACACGAUGCGCGCUGGCAGCCACAACUAAGCCAGCCUGGGACCGAGGUAAUCUCAUUUUUUGACAACUCAGGCGACGGGACUAUUAAAUUUAACGAGGUGUCCCGGGCGUUAGUUGUUCAGAUCAACCACACAGAUAGCACGGCGACAGUUCUCCGCAAGGCAAAAGCACCUUAUGAUCUCCAGGCCGUGUCCCAGGGAAAUGCACAGCUGCUUUCCAACGACCGAAUCUUCGUCAACUGGGGAUCGGAGGGUGCUUUCACCGAAUUCGGUGCUGAUAAUGAGAUUUUAUACCAUGCCUUUAUCCAGACGGGGUCAGUCAGCUACCGCGGCUUCUUGGCUAACUGGACUGGUACGCCGAAGGAGACUCCAGCACUGGUUGCGCUGAAAACGGCUUCUAAUCUUGUCGAGCUUUAUGUGUCUUGGAAUGGGGAUACGGAGACUUCAGCUUGGAGAUUCUUUUACGUCAAUGGGCAGACGAAGACGCGGGUUGGUCAAGUGGACAGGGAUUCGUUUGAGACGGUCUUUACAUGGAAGCCAACUUUUGAACUGUCUUCCUCUGCUAGAUUUGUUGCGGAGGCUAUUGGCGCGAACGGGGAGUCUCUUGCGCAGACGAGUUUGACUGCUACGGCUGCCGAUAUUAAGUUGCUGGCAUGA